Molecule: messenger RNA, 6601 nt
Organism: Paramormyrops kingsleyae
Lineage: Eukaryota; Metazoa; Chordata; Actinopteri; Osteoglossiformes; Mormyridae
Product: pleckstrin homology domain-containing family G member 3
Biological process (GO): regulation of establishment of cell polarity
Molecular function (GO): small GTPase binding; guanyl-nucleotide exchange factor activity
Source: RefSeq, a predicted model, not a curated record
CGAGAAGAACAAAACGAGAAGGACAGGCAGGUAUUCAUUCAUUCUUAAGCAAAUAAUAAUGCUUCACUAUUGACAUUAAUGUAACAAAUCAGAUUAAAUAUUAACCAGAUGACUGUUUUGAACGGACACAGCCCAGCAGUACGUAUGCUGCUCACACCACAUGUUAGCUUUUCAGCUACGCUUUUCAGCUUUUUUUAAAAAAUGCUAUCCCUCGUAUCAGAAUCUCGGAAAAGACUUCCUGUUUGACCCAGCCUUUUUAUUCUGAGCCGAAACCCUGGGGGGGGACAGAGGCGUGGUGGCGGCAAGCGGACGAGGCCCGAGCUGCACGUUUAACUCACAGCGGCGAACUGGCAGCGCAACGGCGCAUGCGCACGGGCCGCACCGCUCCAGCCAGUAACAUCAGCCCACUGGUUCGGUUUGAGCUCCCAGCGCUGAGGCACCGAGUGAGACGCUCUGAUCGGACCCGGGUCCCCUCGUAUAGGUUCGGUUCUUAAGGAGCCCCAGACCAAAGUCACCGAAUGUGCUCGAGAUCUCACUAAAAUUGAAAAGUCCGCACUAUCUUUAAAUUAGCUCCUGAGGCCCCCAGUGCCAUGCCUGAGGGAUCCCACUCCGCUCUAUAUGAGCUUCCCAUGGGUGAAGAAUCUCCUCGGUUGUCCACGGCCUCCUCCGCCAGCAGCAAUGAGCGUGCAUCUCUUGGCGCCGUACCGGACUGCUCCGCCCCGUUCGGCACCGACCCCUCUGACGGAGAGCGCCCGGUGAGCCUGGUGUCCACCUUGUCGUCUGGCUCAUCUCGCGACGGACACAGCCUGUGCGGGAGCGCCCCGCCCCCACCCGGAGACGACGUCGACUUCGAGCUGAGCCCAGCGGGGGGCACCAAGAAGUGGCAGCAGGCAGACUCACGGGGGAUCCGCCCCGCGGAGUCCCGUCGUAACGGCAGCCAGUCAGCUGAGGCCGUCCCACACGCGUGGAUCUCCCCCUUCGCUGCCAAAGCAAUGGCCCCCAACCCCAAGCUGACAUACGUGGACCGUGUGGUGGUGGAGAUCAUCGAGACGGAGGGCAUGUACGUCAGGGACCUGCGCAGCAUCGUUCAGGAUUACUUGGCGCACAUAAUUGACAAAGCGGACCUGCCCAUUAGGCCGGAGCACGUGUGUGCCCUCUUCGGAAACAUUGAGAACAUCUACGAGUUCAACAGCGAGCUUCUGCAGUCUCUGAACCAGUGCGACAACGACCCCGUGGCCAUCGCCAGAUGCUUCGUGGACAUGAGUGAGUACUUCACGAUCUACACCCAGUACUGCACAAACUACCCCAACUCAGUCGCCGCUUUGACAGAAUGCAUGCAGAACAAGGUCCUGGCCAAGUUCUUCCGGGACCGUCAGGCCUCGCUGAAGUGCUCCCUGCCACUGGGCUCCUACCUGCUCAAGCCUGUGCAGAGGAUCCUCAAGUAUCACCUGCUGCUGCAGGAGAUCGCCAAGCACUUUGACCCCGAGGAAGAGGGCUAUGAGGUGGUGGAAGAAGCCAUCGACACCAUGACGAGGGUGGCCUGGUACAUCAACGAUAUGAAGCGCAAGCACGAGCACGCCAUCAGGCUGCAGGAGAUUCAGUCUCUGCUCAUCAACUGGAAGGGACCAGAUCUCACCACCUACGGCGAGCUGGUCCUGGAGGGCACGUUCCGGAUCCAUCGCGUUAAGAACGAGCGGACGCUCUUCCUCUUCGACAAGAUCCUCCUUAUCACUAAGAAACGGGGGGAGCACUAUGAGCACAAAAGUAACAUCUUGUGCUCUGCACUGAUGCUGAUCGAUAGCGCCAAGGACUCCCUGUGCUUCAGUGUGACGCGCUUCAAGUACCCCAAGCAGCCCCACACGGUGCAGGCCAAGACAGUGGAAGAGAAGAGGCUGUGGACCCAUCAUAUUAAGAGGCUCAUUCUGGAGAACCACCAUGCCAUCAUCCCAGAGAAGGCAAAGGAGGCCAUCCUGGAAAUGGACUCCAUAUACCCUACAAAGUACCGGUACAGCCCGGAGAGGCUUAAGAAGGCCAUGUCCUACAGUUCAGACGAAUUCCCGGGUGGAGGGCGACGAGGGCGACGCCGGUCAGAACCUGCCAAGCAGAUCAUCAAAAGCACCAAAGCCAUUCUCAAGCACGCAGACAGCGAAGGUGCCCUGCAGGCCGACAGGCGCUCACUGCAGGCCAGAGCUAGUGUCAGCACCUUGGGCUCAAGCCAAGGCGAGCCUGAGGCUGAAAGGCCUAGUGUGGAGGAUGAUGAUGAGGAGCCGGGAGUCCAGAAGGACUCUUUUGAGCGGCUCUCCCCUAGUGACAGUGAGGAACCUAGACCAGGGGCACCUCCCUGUGAAAGGGUGGCGCAGGAGGACUGGGAGAAUAACGAGGACGAUAUUCUGAUGGGGGACGACCAGGUAGCCGACUUUGCCAGCUCCAUGUUGGCCGCCAUCUCCUGCUGGCACUAUAGAGCCAAGGCUUUGCUUUUUGCUCGGUUCACAACGGAUGAAAAUGGGUGUGAGGGUACAGGGGAGGGCUCACCGAAACAAGAGUGUGGACGGGACGAACCGACUGAGGAUGGCAACCCCAAAGAGCAUCAUGCCCCUGAGGAUAAGCUGCAUCCUCAUAGUGGUGCCCCAGAGAUUGGUGUCACCGAAGACGAAAUGGAAGAUGCCUCUGAUUCUGAACCCACUGACAUGCGUGUUGCUCAUGAGAAUCCUGAAGUUGUCGCUCCUUCUGAGCAACUGCGUGAUGGAGAAGGGAUGACAGAGGGUCUGCUUGUCCCCCAGUUAGUAGAGGCCAAGUCUCUCAGCAGUGGGGAGACUACACAGGAUGAGGAUGAUGAUGAAGAAGAGGAAAUGGCCCAGGACCCGGAGCCAGCUAGGAUCCUGCCGCAGUCGGUGCUGGACCAGGCCAGCGUUAUUGCCGAGCGCUUUGUCAGUAGUCUCUCCCGGAGGGAAAGCCUCCUUGCAGAUGAAACGCGGUCUCUGAGCUGUUCCUCACCGCGGCUGAGCACCCGUAGCAGGACUGCCAGUGCCCUCAGCCUUGGUGAGACCUUUCAGGAACCUCCUACCCCUGCAGUGGAUCCCAUCUCCUCCAGUGCUGACAACUGUUUUGAGUUAGACCGAGGGUCUAUUAGGAGGCGAGACACGCUGUCUAAGCGAGACCGCCUGCUUAUUGAUAAGAUCAGGACCUACUAUGAGCAUGCGGAGGACCAGGAUGCUAACUUCAGCCUCAAGCGAAGGGAGAGUUUAUCCUACAUUCCAGUUGGACUGGUUAGGAACCUAAGUAGCCGACUCAAUAGCAUUCCCAAGGAGGAGGCAUCUGUUGCAGAGAAGAAGCCUAUUUCUAAUUCCAGGACACCCUCCUGGUCUGUAUUUGAUCUCCCAGGCUUAGAAAAUGAUCAGGGUGCAGGAGCCAAGCUUCCUGAUCCCAAUUUGGAGGUGUUCCAAAGCACCAAGCUCCCAUCUCCGAGUGUCAGUGAGAUCCCCAUUACAGAUGAUGAGUUUAGGCCUUCUUCUGAAAUGAUCAAGGUAUGGCAGGAGAUGGAGAUGGAAGUCAAUGGGGACUUAACGGAGCACCAGGAUAGCCUGAAAUCUCAGAAGAACACGAAUUCUGGGCCAUCUCUGUCCCAGAGGGGCAAGAGUGGUCCUGAGGCCAAAUACAGUGAACCACUGAUUAUUCUGGAAGAGUCUGAACUAAGCACAAUCUCAGAAGAGUCCUCUGUGGUCUCACCCAUUAAGUCCUCCAAAGAUGGAGAAGAGGGGAAACUGCAGUUAGACAGCCUGGGUGAAAGCCUUGACCCAUACGAGGAGGGGAGGGUCCCUCGAAUUCCUGUACCCAGGAUAAUUAGCCUGGGCUCAGAGUUGGAGGAGGACCUGCUUCAGCAGGACAUGGAGAAGAUGAAGAGCAAGGUGUUGCAGCUGGCCCGGCAGUACAGCCAGAGGAUAAAGAACACCAGGCCCACGGUGAGGCAACGAGGGAGGGACGCUGAGGCCCACUUCCUCAAGAAGAACCUGCCAUCUGUACAGGAAGAAAAGCUGGAUGUGGAGGACAAAGGUAAACCUACUUUGUUGCUGCCGCUGAACACCUAUGAGCAGGUCAUCCUGAGGGAGGUGCACUCCCCCAGCCCAGCCCACACCCCCAGCUCCCUGGGUAGCCCCCACAUCCUGUCACCUGGUCGCUCGAGCUCCCGGAGCCCACUGAGCCCCGUACAAGCUGAGAGCUUCCACUGGCCAGAUGUGCGUGAACUGCGGUCGCGGUACUGCCAGCGGGGCCCCAACAGCGGCCCGCCACGCCUCUCGGCCGUGAAACGCAGCUGCUCCGUGCCUGAGAAGAUGAUGGACCAUGCCUUUGAGCGGCCCCAAGGCACCUGGAGACACUUCAGCUUCUCCUCAUCCUCCAGUCCUCCUGUUGAACUCAGCCAGGUGGCCUCUGGUGGCCCCCAGGAUAUCCCGAUCUACAAGUCCCAUGCAAGCAGGGGGCCCCUGGGCAGGGGCAUUGACAAGCUCUGUAGAUCAAGGUCACUGGAUCAUAGACUGCCGAACUUACAAGAUCGAGAACUGGCCGACGGCUACUAUGUGUCCGGUCAGGCCUCGCUGCCCAAUGACCGUAAGGUCAUCGUGGUGGAGAAAGCAGAGUCAUGGGGUGGAGCAGAAAAGACGGAAAGGAAGCCAGGUGAACCAGAAGGCUAUGCCCACAAACAAUUACCGACCUCCCAGGAAGAGAUGUCGAUCAUGGAAGUCAUCGACCGCUGUAGGGCGUACCAAGAGUCAGACGAAUACCGGCAGAGGGAGGGGGGCAAGGCUGUGGCCAGCGAGCAGCUCGACGGCCCCCAUGUGUCUGUCCUAACCACAGGCAGAAAGAUGGACAACAGCCAACAGGGCUUGGUGAAGAACCUGAGAGAGAAAUUCCAGAACAUGAGCUCAAACACAUAAAACGCUUCAAAACCAUGAUGUGCAAGACCCCUGUUUUUAAAUGCAAAUAUUCCUUCCUGUCGUCUUCCAUCUCCUUUCUCUGAGGAAGUCCUUAACCUCAACUUUGAGAUGACACCACAGGAGGAUUCUAAUGCAUGAUGCUGUCAUUGGUGUUGCUUAGUAACACGGCCUCUUUGCCGGUCUGUGUUCAGAGUGACCAUUUUGCAGAAUUAGCAGACCGCAAAGUACCAGUAGUUCUGUCUGUUGAUCUGAUCUGAUCCAACCCGAUCCGAUCCGAUAUACUGUAGCCUGCUCUAUUACAGCAAUGAACUGUGCUUUUUAAAAAUGCUGUAUAUAUGCUGAAAGUCACAGCGAUAAAGAUACUGUUGGUAUUAAUGCAGUCCCUCUUUCUCCGUACUGCAUUCCACUUAACUAUAUCAACAGAUUUUACAAGUGUUGUUAGCAACUCUGCUGCAUUUUCUUCACAUUGCUAAUAGCGGUAUCGUGCUGCAGUGAUUCCGGUUCCGUUCUCCUGCGUUUCUGUACCUCUUAUAGCGUGGGACGCGAGCACCUGCAUGGCUUAUCGCCCAAUGGCGUGCUGUUGUGGCAUCGGGCUCAGAUGGACCAAAGCGGAAGUCACUCCAGUCCUAUUUACUCCAACUGCACAAACUAUUAUUAAUGCAAAGACUGGUGUGAUACGUGUCCUUUUGUACAUAUAAGCCCAGCUUGGGAUGUGACAGUCAACGUACUGUUGGUUUUCAUGUCUUAUUGGCUGUUAUCCUAAAUUGUGGUCUAUGAGGGAGCCUUGGCAAUUCUGUGUCCUUCACUGCCUCAUUUCUAUACCAUGUAAACAAAGUCAAUAUUACCAGGUCAAACCACAACUCUUUUGGUGUGUUCUACAGUCAUGAUUCUGGCAUGGAUUCCAGUGACCCAGAACGACACCAUUUAAAGCGCCACCUAUCCUCUUACUAGUCAGUGCUUGGCUCUGCACCAAGAGCUUACAGGUUGCAGUUACAAAGAGGACAUCCUUUGUACCUUUUAGUAAAGUAUCUGGCCUUAAUUAGCUUUAGCUGAUGAUCAGCCUUCUAACAAAUUGCGCGAGUCGUUUCAGGAAAUAGAAUCUGUGGGAUCAAAUGAUUAAAGGAAACUGCAUUCUUAGAUGCCCUGGAAUACUCACUUUUUAAUGCUAAAUCAAAGAAACGUAAGGAGAGUAGUUGUUACCUACUCAGCUGUUACCCACUUUGCCCUCAGCCACCUGCUUGUGCCAUGCAGGAACGCAUUAAUGACAUGCAGACCUCGCCAAAAAGGGUUUCGGUCAUUAAAUGUGGCGUCGCAGGUUGCAGGCACACCUGUUACAGCAGUGUAAGGGAAAGGUAAGCUCCCCAGUGUUAGGAAUUACCCAUCAUGCCCUGCGAACAGGAGGGGCCAGGUGUGCAACAUUGCUUUUCAUAUGAUGAUUUUUGUUAUCAGUUGAUCUCUGGGACUAAUUCUUUCUCCUAAUCAUGUAUAUUGCCAUCCACAUUAUUUAUUCAGCUGGUGUAUAUUUUCCUAUUCCAUAAUUGUCUGACUUUAUAUAAAUAUCUUUCUGUGUAUUGUAUUCUGUUAUGUAUCAGAAAGUUCAUUGUACAGAAAUGUUUUAUGUUUCCUCAAAGGGGCAUUAAUUCACUAUUAAACCAACAAUGGUUUACAGUUUA